AUGGCGGGAAACCACCUUGCGCAAGAUGAACAGAUAGUGACCAUUCUGCUCCUCGGAGACCCAGGAUGUGGAAAAACGACAUUCCUAUCAUACCAAGGUCAGGGACACAGUCAAGGGAAUCUUGAUCGAGAAACCCUCCUACGAGACAGUGAUCAGCCAUUUAUCUACGAGAUCCGUUUCUCCAAAAGGUCAUUCACACUUGAAGUAUAUGACACCGCGAGUCCCAACCAACAUUGGUCUACCUUGCAGCCCGACGUUAUACUUCUGGCAUUUGAUAUUUCGAACAGAGAUACCUUGAACAAUCUUCGAAAUUGGCGAAAUGAUAUCACCAGAUACUUCCAGAAUGGAUAUGGCGAACGCAUUCCCAUUAUGUUGAUUGGGUUGAAGAGAGACCUGAGGGUGGAAGGUGAUGGUAUCAUAUAUCCUCAAGAGUCGUAUCGGAUUGCGCAGGAACUUCGAUGUGAUCGGUAUGCGGAGUGCUCUGCUGUCACUGAGGAACUCUUACCAGAGACGUUUGAAGAUAUUGCCCGGCUUGCUGGAAUGACGACCACGGCGGCUGGGGGCCAGACUGCUGGAGCUUGUGUUAUUCUUUAG
Aspergillus niger is the source of this 594-nucleotide messenger RNA. RefSeq lists its product as uncharacterized. NCBI's taxonomy places the organism in Eukaryota, Fungi, Ascomycota, Eurotiomycetes, Eurotiales, Aspergillaceae. Gene Ontology annotation, molecular function: GTPase activity; GTP binding. The transcript is spliced from 4 exons. Bases 1 to 594 code for a protein of 197 amino acids. Gene Ontology annotation, biological process: small GTPase-mediated signal transduction. The record is from RefSeq and is a predicted model, not a curated record.